GUGGUCAUGAUGGGUCGAGGCACAGGGCGGGGGGGAAAGGGUGAUGUGGGUGUCAAAGUGGGCGGGUACGUGCCUAGUCUACCUGGUUUGCUGGUAACCUAAAGGAGCAGUAUAGGAGUAAGGUAAGGUAGAGGCAAAGACAAGCAAUCAAGCGUGGUAAAAGACGAUAGACGAAAGGAACGAACGACAGCAAAGGGGGCGAGCUGCAGGCCGUACUCCGUAGCCAGGCCCGAGAUGAGACGAGACUCGGGGGAUUGGGAUAGCGUCACACGCCAGAGAGGAUCGGCUGACCGCUGGUGUUUUGCGGGGGGGCUAUUGCUGGCGCUGGUGAGUUGGGCCCGGUCCAGUCGCGUGCGUCGUCCACUGGGGAAGCAGGAGACAAGUUCCAUUGGAACGGGAUGCGGGAGAAGGGGGGGCAUCUUUCGCCUCACUGGGAGGUGCCAGCUUGCCAGCUUGCCAGUGUCUCCGUUUGGGCCACUAGGAAAGAGAAGUCAGGAGCACGCGAGACUGGAAGAGUGGACAGUUGAGAUGAGGUAUCACGGUAUGUACCAAAGUAGCCAAUGGGGCACGAACUGUCCGAGUAAGGCAACGUGGAGAAAUGCGCAGCGCAUGAGGAGAAAGAAAGGUUACAAGCAUGGGAAUGGCGGUUUGGCGGCGGUUCAUGACCAACAAUCGAAAAGGGCGAACCAACAUUGCCCUUGUUGCAGGAAAUGACAAUCAAAGAGUGGAAGAGUGCAGUGGAACCCUGCCCUGGGCUGAACAGAACAGGGUACCAUCGCUGCACUUCUAUGUUUGUUACCGGUAGUCAGCCGUUGAACCGUUGAACUUGAACGGGCCUGCCACACGUCGCGG
Messenger RNA from Colletotrichum acutatum, 852 nucleotides. RefSeq lists its product as uncharacterized. The coding region runs from base 235 to 714 and encodes 159 amino acids. The transcript has a single exon. NCBI's taxonomy places the organism in Eukaryota, Fungi, Ascomycota, Sordariomycetes, Glomerellales, Glomerellaceae. The record is from RefSeq and is a predicted model, not a curated record.